Molecule: messenger RNA, 549 nt
Organism: Amblyraja radiata (thorny skate)
Lineage: Eukaryota; Metazoa; Chordata; Chondrichthyes; Rajiformes; Rajidae
Product: ral guanine nucleotide dissociation stimulator-like 1
Exons: 4
Coding region: 1-549 (182 amino acids)
Biological process (GO): signal transduction
Source: RefSeq, a predicted model, not a curated record
AUGACCACCAUUAGGGGCACAGACACCACCGCCGAUGACACUGCAGACACCGCCGCCGAUGACACCGCCAAUGACACCGCUGCAGACAUGCCUGAUGACAUGACCGACGAUAUGCCUGUGGAGCUGCAAAGAAAGCGGAACGAAUCAUUCCAAUCGAUGGGCAAGGCCUCCCGACUAAGAUCAUUUCUCCGCAACAUUUUUUGCUGGCCUUGCUGCCUGAAUGACAACAAAGGCACCAUCUCGGGGAGUUCCCACAGCUCCACACCAUCACUUCCUCGGUCCAUGGAAAAUGUCAUCAUUCGGGUCCGCCUCGAAAACGGCCGUGGAAAGGUGUCCAUAAAAAUAUUGGUGACCGACGAAGAGAGAUCCCCAGCCGUCAUACAGCGAGCCAUGGCUAAACACAAUCUGGAUGGCAACUGGCAGGAUUAUCAUCUUGUCCUGAUCGUCUCCAAAGACAGAGGGAAACGAAUCAUUCCAAUCGAUGGGCAAGGCCUCCCGACUAAGAUCAUUUCUUCGCAACAUUUUUUGCUGGCCUUGCUGCCUGAAUGA